Molecule: messenger RNA, 2193 nt
Organism: Colletotrichum navitas
Lineage: Eukaryota; Fungi; Ascomycota; Sordariomycetes; Glomerellales; Glomerellaceae
Product: NMD3 family protein
Exons: 1
Coding region: 43-1695 (550 amino acids)
Biological process (GO): ribosomal large subunit export from nucleus
Cellular component (GO): cytoplasm; nucleus
Molecular function (GO): ribosomal large subunit binding
Source: RefSeq, a predicted model, not a curated record
CUAUCGAUAAGCAACCCCCGCUAUCCUAGAAUUUUUUUUGGGAUGGGCAUCCCACUUUCUCGUGAUACCCCGCCAUACACAUACAUUGAGAGCCCAAUUCUCCUCAUAUACCCCCCUUGCCGCCCUACACUCACGCUCUCACCCAAACCAUCGACAAGGACGAGGAGGGAAAAGAAAAGAAACGGACAGAGAGAGAACAACGCAAUGACGAACGCCACGAUCCUCUGCUGCAACUGCGGCGCCCCCAUCGACGGCACGACGGCCGCCGGUGCGCUUUGCUACGACUGUAUCAAGUUGACCGUCGACAUCUCCCAGGGCGUACAACGCGAGGCCACCCUCAACUUCUGCCGAGACUGCGACCGCUGGCUGCUGCCCCCAAGCAGUUGGGUUGUCGCUGCUCCAGAGUCCCGCGAACUCCUCGCCCUCUGCCUCAAGAAACUUAAGGGCCUGAACAAGAUCCGCAUCAUCGACGCCUCUUUUGUUUGGACGGAACCCCACUCGAGGCGAGUGAAGGUCAAGAUCACCAUUCAAGACGAGGUGCAGACCGGCGUCCUACUGCAGCAGUCUUUUGAAGCCGUCUACAUUGUUGCCUACCAACAAUGCCCCGACUGCGCAAAGUCGUACACGGCCAACGUCUGGCGCGCCUCCGUUCAGGUCCGCCAAAAGGUCCUGCACAAAAGGACGUUCCUGUUCCUCGAGCAGUUGAUCAUGAAGCACGGUGCACACAGAGAUACACUGAACAUCAAGGAGGCUAAGGACGGUAUCGAUUUCUUCUUCUCGGCCAGGAAUCAAGCUGAAAAGUUCUGCGACUUUCUCAACUCUGUGGUGCCCUGCAAGGUCAAGAAGUCGCAGGAGCUUAUUUCACAGGACGUCCACACUUCCACAAAGUCUUACAAGUUCACCUUCUCAGUGGAAUUGAUCCCCAUAUGCCGUGACGACCUCGUGGCCAUGCCCAUCAAGCUGGCCAAGGCGUCCGGCAACAUAUCUCCCCUUGUCAUUUGCCACAAGAUCGGGACUUCAGUAUACCUCCUCGACCCCAACACCCUCCAGACUGCCGACGUCAGCGCACCCAUCUACUGGCGCGCGCCCUUCCACUCCCUCGCCGACGUCAAGCAGUUCGUCGAGUUCAUCGUCAUGGACAUCGAGCCGACCAACAUCACAAAAGGCAAAUGGCGCCUCGCCGAGGUGCAGGUCGCUCGGGCGUCCGACCUGGGCGUCAACGACAAGACGUAUUUUGCGAGGACACACCUGGGCAACCUGCUGCACGCGGGCGACUCUGUCCUAGGCUACAUGCUCACGGGCACCAACUUCAACAAUGAGGAGUUUGACGCCAUCGAAGAGUCGCACGCCUACGGCUCGACGAUACCGGACGUCAUGCUCGUCAAGAAGCACUACCCCAACAGGAGGAAGCACCGCAACCGCAACUGGAAGCUCAAGCGCAUGAACAAGGACGAGGGCGAGCUUCUGCCGAAACAGGCCGACCAGGACCGUAUGAACGAGGACUAUGAGCAGUUCCUCCGUGACGUCGAGGAGGAUGAGGAGCUCCGCGCAACGAUGGCGCUCUACAAGGCCCAACAGCCCACAAAGGUCGACCCCGAUGCCAUGAGCAUCGCCGAGACAGAAGACGAAGGCGUGCCGCGGGUGGACAUGGAUGAGCUUCUGGACGACAUGGACGAGCUCCAGAUCAAGGAGUAAGUGGAUUCCAUUGUCUCUGAACAGAGGCUCAUGUGGGAUGGUUUAUGGGGAGCAUGAUGUGUCCACCAGGGUGGUCGUCAAGGUUAAGUGGCCGUCUACGAGGAGGACGUUGUCUCUCGGUGAUUUUUUUUUCUUUCUAGGCCCAGUAAAAGAGAGCCAGGGUAUGUCUUCUUUUCACAAAACAGGAUAGGACGGUUCAGGGAUGGCAAUGGCGUGUAUGCAUCAGAUACCUUCACGCUCUCGACAGGACUCGACGCAAGCAAGAAAGGGCGUUGCCUUUUGUGUCAAGUUGGGAGGAAACAAUCAUACUCAGAUCACCACACGGCUCAUGCGUGCCCACUCUGUUGAUGUCUUUACGAGUCGGUCUCCCGUUUAGCCGCCAUCACCAUCGCCGCCGUCGCCGCCUAUCAUCAUCGGCCAUGUGGUAUUUCAACCAACCCAUGUGUGUCGGUCGGCGAUGUCGCGGAAACUCUAUUCAGACUGCUUAUUCAUGUCCCG